This is a messenger RNA of Liolophura sinensis, 3238 nucleotides long. RefSeq names its product myosin light chain kinase 3-like. The record is from RefSeq and is a predicted model, not a curated record. Lineage: Eukaryota; Metazoa; Mollusca; Polyplacophora; Chitonida; Chitonidae. The transcript is spliced from 11 exons. Gene Ontology annotation, biological process: intracellular signal transduction; protein phosphorylation; positive regulation of apoptotic process. Gene Ontology annotation, cellular component: nucleus. Gene Ontology annotation, molecular function: ATP binding; protein serine/threonine kinase activity. The coding region runs from base 341 to 1360 and encodes 339 amino acids.
AGAGACCUGGAACUGCGGACAAAACACACGCCACUGCAGUUUUCUGAAAGACUUGAGAUAUAGGCUGACAAUCCAGUUCCUGUAAAAGUUCUGUUCUUGAAAUGGCUUGAAUCGUUGUGAAGUCACUGGUAGACACGACGUAGCUGUAGAAACUAGUGAAAGCGGUGGGAUGGUGCUGUAGAGAUGCCGGAGUACAAAGUCCUAGGCUCUACCAGGUCCAAAUCGCUUAAAAUUCCUCUGUGAUCUACACAGAGGAUCAACAGGGAGUCUCACCGGAAACACUUCCAAGGAAAGUACACAGGAGUCAUCAGUUAGUACCGUGGGAUUAUCCGAAGAAGCCAUGAACAGUAAAGUCCGCGUGGACGAGACGGAGUAUUUCGGAGUGGAAGAAGCGCCAUUUGAGCACAAGGAAGUCCGCAUCCGGAAGGACAGAUGGGUGACGGCAGAGUUCAGGGUGUCCGAUGAGCUUCUGGGCAAGGGUAAGUUUGGAGAGGUGAAGCAGUGCCGUGAGUUGCGCAGUGGUCGAGUACUGGCGGCCAAGUUUAUAGACCUGGAUGGUAUGAUGGACCGCAAAGAGAUUGUCAACGAGGUGAACAUAAUGAAGAAACUCCAACAUCCCAGACUGCUUCAGCUUUACGCGGCCUUUGAGAACAGCAAACAAAUAUGUCUGGUUACCGAAUUAAUCACGGGUGGGGAGUUAUUUGAGCGUGUGAUUAAUGAUGACUUCAUUCUGACGGAGAAGGCGUGUAUAGCGUUCAUGAGACAGAUCUGUGAGGGAGUCGACUUUAUGCACAAACAGAGUGUGGUUCACUUAGACCUCAAGCCGGAGAACAUUUUGUGCUUAUCUAGAGAAGGGAACAGGAUCAAAAUCAUCGACUUUGGCUUAGCACGGGAGUAUGUGCCAAAGGAGGACCUCAGGGUCAUGUUUGGCACCCCAGAAUUCACAGCACCGGAAGUGGUUAACUUUGAUAAUAUCACCUUGGCAACAGACUUGUGGAGCGUUGGUGUUAUAUGUUAUGUUUUACUUUCAGGUUUCUCGCCGUUCGUGGGGAAGACGGAUGCUCAGACGUUAUGCAAUGUUACCAUGGCGAAGUGGGACUUCAACAUCGAAGAGUUUGAUGACAUUUCAAAAGAUGCUAAGGCUUUCAUAUCAGCACUGCUGGUUAAAGAACCAAAAAAACGAAUGACGGCUCAGCAAUGUUUAGAGCACACGUGGUUAAGGAGGUCAGUCAAGCGUAGCUACAGACCACCAGAAAGAAGCUUAUCCAAGAAGAAACUCAAACGAUUUGUUUUCCGGCGAAAAUGGCAGAAGGCUGUCAAUGCUAUGUUGGCGUUGAAAAGAUUGGGUGUCAAGUUGUGAACACAAAGGCCGUAUUGUUACCGGACAUUUCCAAAGAUUGGACAUGGGAUAAUGAGCAUGUCUAAAAACCGUUACCACAGCAACGCCCUGGAUGCCAUAUUACUUUAGGUGGUUCGUUGUUACCAGGCAGACUGAUGGUGAUUUUCAACACCUAUGAUGGAUGGGCGGACAUAUGGUCGUGAUUGACUGUCCCUUAUUAGCCAGCCCCAUUUAUAAAUAUUCCCCAUACCUUCACGUGACUUCUAACCGGAAGACUCCUUGGACCACUAUAUGAUGAUGUAAAGAGAAAGGUCACGGCCGGAGAUUCGUAAAGGCUAGAGCUAUGUUUUGGCUGGGGAUAAAUAUUAGCACAAAACUUUGGAGUCCUAAACAGUUAUCAGAACCUUUAGGCGAUAACAAAUUUCUAGAAACACCAGAAAUAUGCAUUUAGAAACAUUGACCCUAUUGAAUGAACAACUUCGAUCAUAAUAUUAGUACCAAAGUAUGGGUUAGAUUUUCAAGACGAAUUCCCAACUCAACAGGUUCGUUUAGCCUUUCCACAUUUGUCUGUGAAAUCGUGUGUUUGUUUGCUAUGUAGGGCCUACACUGUAAUCAUCGGUGAUCGAGUUGUCCACAUUUCCAGUAAAGCCAUGUCAAGCCAUGUCAAGCGCGAAAAGGAUGAAAGGACGCUUAAACAAUCAAGCACUUUUUUUUUCAUCGUUGUGUCUUUGUACUUAAAAGCAGUUAUUAUAUAGUUACUUUUACCUAGAUCUAUAUCAACAAGAUAUGUAUUAUAUCUACAAAAUACGGAUUUAUUGUAUGUACACAAGGAUCUACCUGUAGCUUAGUCUGCCUGUAGCUUAGUUUCCCUGUAGCUUAGUCUACUGGAAGCCAGUUCUGCUAAGAGGGUGCCUGUAGCUUAGUCUGCCUGUAGCUUAGUCUACCUGAAGCUUAGUCUACUGGAAGCCAGUUCUGCGAAGAGGGUGUAGCUUGCGUCUGACGUAACAGCAGAGAAUAGCUGCCAUGGUAGCUAGGUUUGACGUUCAGUCAGCCUCCAUCCUCUUUGUAAAUCUGUCACCACUAGACCUAAAGUCUAAUCUACUCGUGAGUGACCGAAUGUAUGGAGAAUGCCAAAGCUGGAAUGAAUACUUCCUCAUACUUAAAAAUCGUACUACUCUUUACCUUUACUAUUCAUAUCUAAGUCAUGCAUAAAAUAUUACAUUGAUGACCUGUUUUCUAAUAUGUUCUAUAUUUUUUUCACUUAUAUGUUUAUACAAAAUGUCUGAAUGUAUUGACAUGUGAAUUUGCAUUUCCAUUCUUUUAUGUGCUAAAGUAUUCCUAUAGAGUAGAAGAAGCGACAAACAUAAAAUGAAAAGGUUUAAACCUAUAACGAUUGAUGUCUGGUGUAACACGUUUCCCUAUAGGUUAAGUACAAACUAUUCACCUUAGGUACAACCAGACUUCCCCGAAUGAACCAGAGUGAUCUUAACUGUGUCAUGGAUUGUUUAUUCUCUUAAAUAUUCCUAUUAAUAGUUUUGAAUGAAUAAUAUGAAAUUGUCAAUUUUAUAUAAAUUCUCUUCUUUUGUUGCUGUUAUUGUUCUUUCUGAAUUCAUAUUUCUCAAAUGGGACAGCAGUUGACUUGUCUAUCACAAACCAUAACUUACAGGAAGCUGUAAGUGGGAUAUUGUAACACGAUUUGGACAGGUUACUUCAGUCAUCCUCUGUUUCCUAUACUGCAAAUUCCUUUAUUGGGUAUUAAAUUUAAUGAAAGGAAAGUGCCCUGUGUAUUGUACAUUGCUGAGUAACUGUUAAUCUCCUAGUGUCGAACCAUGAGCUAGCAGUAUGUGUCCCAAGCCAAAAUUGUGUACCUGGCCAAGCUCAGGUGGACAGCGAAACAUU